AUAGACUUUACCUGUGUAAUAUAUGGUCUACAAGUCGACCAGUAUUUUGGUUUUUUAUAUGAGCUUCCUGAAGACCACCUGCUAUGCAUACUGAUCUGGCAAGAAACUUCAGAAAAAAAUAAAUGAAAAGCAACAUACAUCAGCGUGCAAUAGGGAAAACUACAACUGGACACAAGAUAAUGAAUCUGUUUCCACUUGAUGAGUUUCAAGGAUCUAGUGAAUUGUAACAAUUAUUGCUCUGAGACAUUGAAGAUAAAAAUAUUGCUUAAUCGUAAGCAACAGUAGUUUUUAAUUUUUGAAUCUCCUAAAUCGAUUUAAAAGAAAAAUAUAAGACACAAAUAUGAAGAGAGAAAAUUGCUUAAAAAAAGGAGCAAGACCUGGUCUUUUGACAUGGUAACGAAUCUUCAAAAAUAAGCAAUGGACAUUGUUAUUAGACUGCUAUUUCUUUUUAAUAUAUUUUGCCCCUGUGGAACUUAUUCAUGCAGAACUCAUGUUUGCUUCAACUGGAAAAUAUCUUCCAGUGAACUCAUACUGACAUGUAAAGUUGAUAACCUGCAUCUAAAAGUUAUCAUCGGAGACCAAUACGGAAAUAUGCAGGCAGAUUGUUUACCACCUAGACCAUUUAGUAAAUGUGAUCCAUAUUAUAAAAACGGGAGUAUAACACAGAAUCCAAAAACAAACGAAACUAUCUAUAUAGUCAAAGGUAAAAUUGAUAACUAUAUUAAUGGAAACUGGACAUGUCGUCACGGUACACGAAAAGAUGUGGCUUAUGUUGAAGUUACAGUUUUAAGAAUACAUGACAUAAACAAAAGCAUUGACUGUUCACAUUGCGUUAGCCAAAACUAUAGGAAUAAAACAUAUCCACCAGGUGAGAAUUGCAUACAUAAAGCGCUGUUAACUGGAACAAUAAGUGUACUAGCGUCGUUAAUUUUCAGUCUUUGCAUAUUACCGUUUGUUAUGAUUCGUUUUAAAACAGUAGACGUUUGUUUCAUUAGAAUUUGCAAAUGUUCAUACUUUAUAAAACAAUCAAAGAUGAUUUUAGCUUGGAAAAGGAUUUUCUUUGGCAUUCUAACGACAGUAUUUUUGGCGUUUACUGUACUGCUAGGUUGGUUGGAUGACAAAAGCUGUACAUCUCAAUGGGUAGUUAUUGGUCUUGGGAUAGUCUUUGGACUAAUAAACACUUUAUUGUUCUUGCAAAAUAAUGAUUCAAUAGGCGAAGGACGUCAUGAAACAUUGCUGCAAAGUAUUAGACCUAAUGAGGAGGAACAAGCAGUCUGAAAUUUCAAAAUGAGAUUGAUUCUGGAAAAUAAUGAACGAAAAUGGAAAAGGUAAUAUUCCUAUUCAUGAUGGCUAAAGAGGUAAUGACUGGAAUUGUAAUCAGGAAUAUUGAAAAGUACAACGCAACUGGAGAAAUAUUGUUUGUUGCACUGUAGAAGUUGGAUUAUAAAUGGUUUAAUUCAAAUUUAACA
Messenger RNA from Mytilus trossulus (common blue mussel), 1469 nucleotides. RefSeq lists its product as uncharacterized. The transcript is spliced from 12 exons. The record is from RefSeq and is a predicted model, not a curated record. The coding region runs from base 418 to 1278 and encodes 286 amino acids. Lineage: Eukaryota; Metazoa; Mollusca; Bivalvia; Mytilida; Mytilidae.